Messenger RNA from Salvia hispanica, 2180 nucleotides. RefSeq lists its product as uncharacterized. Gene Ontology annotation, biological process: protein phosphorylation. Gene Ontology annotation, molecular function: ATP binding; protein kinase activity. The record is from RefSeq and is a predicted model, not a curated record. NCBI's taxonomy places the organism in Eukaryota, Viridiplantae, Streptophyta, Magnoliopsida, Lamiales, Lamiaceae.
UUCUAGUUCGAGCCAGUGACUUGGCAAUCACCAAUAUUAGAUGAAAAAAAUGAAAUUCUCAACGUCUGAGAAUCUCUGCCGUCGAUUUUCCCUUGCUGAACUCAACUUAGCCACCGGAGAUUUCAGCAACGAGUAUGUGAUUGGAAAGGGUGGUUUCGGUAAAGUCUACAAAGGCUUCAUUGAUAAUGACUCAAUUGCUGUGGCCAUAAAGCGGCGGCUAGACUCAAAUUCGAGGCAGGGCCAAGCAGAGUUUGCAGCGGAAAUUGAAACACUAAGUAGGUUCCGACAUCGCAAUCUAGUCUCUCUAAUCGGGUACUGUAAUGAACAUGGAGAGAUGAUUCUUGUUUAUGACUACAUGUGGAAUGGAACACUCGCAGAUCACCUUCACAAGAUAUCGAGUGAUAGCAACGGCAGCUCAACUCUCUUGUGGAGUGAACGACUUAAGAUGUGUACUGGAGCAGGGCGAGGUUUGGACUAUCUACACUCUGGUUGCUCUAUCAUACAUCGUGAUGUCAAGCCUACAAAUAUUCUUUUGGAUGAAAAUUUCACAGCUAAGGUCUCAGAUUUUGGGUUGGCCAAACAUUUAGGGCAUGAUAUCUUACAGAGUAAUGUCUUCACAAACGUUAAGGGUUCAUUUGGGUAUUUUGAUCCAAGUUAUUUCACCACGGGUAUACUUACAAAGGGAAGUGACACUUAUGCGUUUGGGAUAAUAUUAUUGGAGGUAUUGAGUGGGAGACCCGCAGUUGAGGAAAAGCUUGCAGAGGAUGAGGCGUGUAUGAGCAUAUGGGCGCAAGAUAAAAUUCGAAAUGGAAAAGCUGACCAGGUUGUAGCUUCAAAUUUGAAGGGUGAAAUAUCAGAAGAUUGUCUCAAGACAUUUGUUGGGGUAGUUAAAAGAUGUUUGGAUCUUGAUCCGAAGAAACGACUCACAAUGAGUCGAGUUGUGGCGAAGCUUGAGUCAGCCCUUGAACAUCAUGAGAGGAAAGGGGCAGCAACACAAAAAUUUCAGCUUUGGUCAUUUUGGAAUAGAGUUACACCAUCCGGUUAUGGUGACGCAGGAUCAGCACCAAAUUAUCAAAAUGAGGUUGAAGGAUCACCACCAAAGGAUGAAAAUGAGGUUGAAGUUGAUAUGCUGUCGGAGGCCAUCCAUGCCAUUGCCAUGAAAAAAGAUGAUGUCCCUUUCAUUGUAUUCAGUGAAACAAAGGACAUGUAUGAUGAAUUCGGAGGACUCCUGGAAAAUGGACAGGAUGCAACAAUUGAAAGACUUGGCUACAUGCAGAAGCAUGAGUUUAUAGAAAAGGUUUCAGGAUCAUUAUCUUCACUGAAACAUGAGAACGUGGUCGAACUAGUUGUUUGUAAUCAGUAUCGCCAUACGCAGGUCUUGGGCCACUUUGCAUAUGAUUUUGCUCCACGAGGAUCCCUACAUGACAUUCUUCAUGGACACCGAGGCAUAUUAUGCUCAAGCCCGGCUUUGUCAUGGUUACAAAGAAUCAGAAUCGCUCUUGGGAUCGCAAGGGGAUUAUGCUACAUUCAUGAUCAGGAAUUGAUCCAUCAUAACAUCAGAUCCAGCAAUGUGUUACUUUUUGAUGAUGAAACAGCUAAAAUAAUUGAUCCCUUUCUAUGGACUCAAUGUUUCAAGUGUGCAGCAAUAUCAUCUGUGAAUGAGUGUCAUCCUAGUGUGUUGCAUUGCCACACUAAGAAAAUUGAUGUGUUCAACUUUGGUGAGAUUCUGGUUGAGCUCUUGACAGGUAGUAAAAUAGUUGAUAACACAUUACAAGCAGGGCACCUUGUGUCAUGGGAUCUACAACAGCUCUGUUCAGACGAGGUACACAAGAUUAUAUAUCCUAGAUUAAAAGCAGCCUAUCUACCCAAAGCAGUUAAGAAGAUGGCUAGAGUUGCUCAAUUGUGCCUUCUAGAACCUCAUUUCCGUCCAAAUAUGAGUGAAGUUGUACGAGAACUCGAGCUGUGCCUUUACUCUCUAAGAGUUUAAAUCAACUUUGAAUGAAAGCUGAAGAAAGUCGCCACCCGAAAUGAAAGAAUUUUUCUUAUAGAAAUGACAAUGUCAAUCAAACUAUAAAUUGGCGGACGUGUGAUUUGAAAUGAUGGAUUUCAUAAAUGAUUGCUGUAAAUGGACUCAGUAGUAUAUGGCUCAGAUUUUGGUAUCUCGUCAUUUAUCAUAUUUA